Artibeus jamaicensis (Jamaican fruit-eating bat) is the source of this 1432-nucleotide messenger RNA. RefSeq names its product retinal outer segment membrane protein 1 (gene ROM1). Gene Ontology annotation, cellular component: membrane. Lineage: Eukaryota; Metazoa; Chordata; Mammalia; Chiroptera; Phyllostomidae. The record is from RefSeq and is a predicted model, not a curated record. The coding region runs from base 93 to 1148 and encodes 351 amino acids. The transcript has 3 exons. Gene Ontology annotation, biological process: visual perception.
AGCCCAGCUCAAGCCGGGCUGGGCUGACUCAGCGUCCUGCCCCGGCCAACCGGUCCCUGACAACCCUGCUCUUCCCUGGGCAGAGAUGGGAGAUGGCGCCGGUGCUGCCCCUGGUGCUGCCGCUCCAGCCCCGAAUCCGUCUGGCGCAGGGGCUCUGGCUCCUCUCCUGGCUCCUGGCGCUGGCUGGUGGCCUCACUCUCGGGUGUAGCGGGCACCUCCUAGUCCAGCUUUGGCACUUCCGCACUUUCUUGGCUCCCUCCUGCCCCUUCUCUGCCCUGCCUCAGGUUGCCCUGGCAGCUGGUGCAGUGGCUCUGGGCACCGGACUGGUGGGUGCAGGAGCCAGCAGGGCCAGUCUGGAUGCAGCUCAAUACCCUCCCUGGCGAAGGGUCCUCGGCCCGCUGCUGGUGGCUGGUACUGCUGGCAGUGGAGGGCUCCUGGUCCUCACCCUGGCACUAGCCCUGGCUUUACCUGGGAGUCUGGACGCAGGGCUGGAAGAAGGCCUGGGGGCUGCCAUGGCUCACUACAAGGACACAGAGGUGCCAGGACACUGUCAUGCCAAACGGCUGAUGGAUGAGCUGCAGCUGAGGCACCACUGCUGUGGGCGCCACGGGUACAAGGAUUGGUUUGGGGUCCAGUGGGUCAGCAGCCGUUACCUGGAUCCCAAUGACCAGGACACAGUUGACCGGAUCCAGAGCAAUGUGGAAGGCCUGUACCUGAUGGAUGGAGUCCCUUUUUCCUGCUGCAACCCCCACUCACCCAGGCCUUGCCUGCAAACUCGGCUUUCAGACCCCCACGCCCACCCCCUCUUCGAUCCUCGUCAGCCCAACCUCAACCUCUGGGCCCAAGGAUGCCACGGGGUGCUGCUGGGGCACCUGCAGGGGUGGGCCAGCACACUGGGCAGCACGCUGGCUGUCACCUUCCUGCUGCAGACUCUAGUGCUCCUGGGCCUGCGGUACCUGCAGACAGCACUGGAGGGGCUUGGAGGGGUCAUUGAUGGGGAAGGAGAGGCCCAGGGCUACCUCCUUCCCGGUGGGCUGAGGGACAUGCUGAAGGCAGCAUGGCUGCAGGGAGUGGCCACCCACAGGCCAGCACCUGCGGACGCCCCUCCAGAAGAGGCACCUUCUAAGGAGGAUCUACCUGAGGCCUAGUGGCCUGGAGCUUGGGGCAGCAACUGGGGGAGGUCGGGGAAGGGGUGCGCGAGACUGAAGACCUCACAACUCCUUUACCAAGGCCCCAGGUGGGGCAGGGGGUGGUCCCUGGGAUGAGGGGGGUUAAGAAUAAUCAGUGAGCUGACUGAGGAGAAAUGAGGGGUCCCAGGGCCUAGCCUCUGUGGCCAGACCACCCAGAAACAGAAACUAGGGUGACAGGAAAGUGACACGGGAAGGGCUGGAGACUGCUUCUGGUGUGGGCGCAAUAAAGCUUUUGGACUGAA